UUCUCCUUCUGCUCCUGCCAACAAGAGAACCCUCCACACCACACCCAUGGCCUGCUACGACCUCUGCCGACCCUGCGGACCCACCCCGCUGGCCAACAGCUGCAACGAGCCCUGUGCCCUGCAAUGCCAGGACUCCCGUGUUGUCAUCCAGCCUUCCCCUGUGCUGGUCACCCUGCCAGGACCCAUCAUGACCUCCUUCCCCCAGAACACCGCCGUCGGAUCCACCUCCUCGGCUGCUGUCGGUAGUGAACUCAGUGCCCAGGGACAGCCCAUCUCUGGUGGAUUUGGUGGCUUUGGCUAUGGCCUUGGCUAUGGCCGUGGAUUUGGCUAUGGCCUGGAAGGCCUGGGCUGCUAUGGCAGAAGGGGUGGCUACAUCUGCUAAGGACCCUUG
This is a messenger RNA of Corvus hawaiiensis (hawaiian crow), 391 nucleotides long. Its product is annotated as feather beta keratin-like. Gene Ontology annotation, molecular function: structural constituent of cytoskeleton. Lineage: Eukaryota; Metazoa; Chordata; Aves; Passeriformes; Corvidae. The record is from RefSeq and is a predicted model, not a curated record. Gene Ontology annotation, cellular component: intermediate filament. The transcript has 2 exons. Bases 47 to 382 code for a protein of 111 amino acids.